AUGGUGAACAUCGACACUCAGAGCGGCACCGUCGCUUUUAUUAUUGCGGUAUUCAUCAGCAUCGCGCUGUACAAUGUUCUGGAGCUCAACUUCAUCAUCCUCGCUACGUUCAAUAAACGCAGUGGUCUCUACUUUUGGAGCUUCGUCGUAGCAACAUGGGGCAUCGCAUUCAACGCAGUCGGCUACCUCCUCAGGCACUUUGGCAAGAACGUGCAGCCCAAUGUGUACGCGACACUGAUCCUUAUCGGUUGGUGCACCAUGAUCACCGGUCAGUCGGUUGUGCUGUACUCACGUCUGCACAUUGUCAUGCUUAACCAGACUCGACUGCGUCUUGUGCUGAUCAUGAUCAUCACAAAUGCUGUCUGGUUGCAUUUACCCAUCAUUGUGCUCGUCUAUGGCUCCAACUCGGCCAACCCUGGACCCUUCGUUCAUCCGUACUCAGUGUACGAGAAGAUCCAGCUCAGUGUCUUCUUUCUACAAGAAAUCAUCAUCUCGGCACUGUACAUUUGGGAAACCACGAAACGUCUCAGGCUAGAGAAGAGCAUCGGUAACAUGGGAACGCGAAAGGUCAUGAACCAUCUAAUUUACGUCAACCUUCUUGUGGUUUUUCUCGACGUCUCUAUUCUCGCCCUCGAGUUUGCGAACCUUUUCGAUAUCCAAACAGCCUGGAAGCCGCUUGUCUACAGCGCCAAGCUCAAGCUCGAAUUUAGUAUCCUCAAUCGCCUCGUCCAGCUUACACGGAAUUCGAGAAACGGAAGCUCCUAUACACGCAGUCGGAAUGCGACAAACGGUGUCGCCCUUGAAACGUUCAAUGGCGAGAGAAAUAAGCAGCUGGGCGAUGAGGGAGAUGCAGCGGCUGAAUACGAAGUUCAUGUUGGACGGGGCAAGAAUGGGGAGCCCAGCUUUGGACAAGACUCCAACGUUAUCAAGACGACGGAGAUUACAGUUCAUAGCCACCGACGGCGGAGAAACAGUGACAUGGAUAUGGAAAGUCUGGAUGGCAGGUCCGGAGCGACUGGUGAUACAGGUCCAGCACAGACGCGUGACCCAGUUCGAGGCAGUGCCUCAUCCGCAUCAUCGGAGGUACAGUUUGCGAAGUUUGGAAACUGA
Messenger RNA from Verticillium nonalfalfae, 1110 nucleotides. RefSeq lists its product as uncharacterized. Lineage: Eukaryota; Fungi; Ascomycota; Sordariomycetes; Glomerellales; Plectosphaerellaceae. Bases 1 to 1110 code for a protein of 369 amino acids. The record is from RefSeq and is a predicted model, not a curated record. The transcript has a single exon.